Monoraphidium neglectum is the source of this 831-nucleotide messenger RNA. RefSeq lists its product as hypothetical. Gene Ontology annotation, biological process: FAD biosynthetic process. Bases 1 to 831 code for a protein of 276 amino acids. The transcript has 8 exons. The record is from RefSeq and is a predicted model, not a curated record. NCBI's taxonomy places the organism in Eukaryota, Viridiplantae, Chlorophyta, Chlorophyceae, Sphaeropleales, Selenastraceae. Gene Ontology annotation, molecular function: FMN adenylyltransferase activity.
AUGGGUGGGUGGGUGCGCGAGUUUGUGCGGCACACUGACGCCACGUACAGCCUGGGCUGCAGCUUCCUGACCCACCCGGACUUCAACGCCGGGCUCAAGGGAUACCUGGACGGCACUGGGGUGCUGGCGAUUGUGCUGGGCACACGCAGGGGCGACCCCAAUGCAGAGGGGCAGGAAUACUUCUGCCCCAGCAGCGAGGGCUGGCCGCCCUUCAUGCGCAUAAACCCGGUGCUGGACUGGACAUACCACGACGUGUGGACGUUCUUGCGCGCCGCAAAGGUGCCUUACUGUGACCUCUACAACCGCGGCUAUACCUCAUUGGGCGGCGUACACAACACCCUGCCGAACAGCGCCCUGAAGAAGGCGGACGGCAGCUUCGCGCCCGCCCACAUGCUGGCGGACGGCCGGCUGGAGCGAUCUGGGCGCGCGACCAAAAACCGGCGCCCCGACUCGCUGCCUGCCACGCCCGCGGACGUGGCGCCCUGCAUCACUCUGAGCGCGGGCAUCGUGGUUAUUGGGGACGAGAUCAUAUCCGGCAAGGUGACCGACUCCAACACGCCCUUCUUGUGCAGGGAGCUCCGCGCUAUUGGCUGGAGCGUGGCCAAAGUGGUCAUGGUGCCUGAUGAGGUGGCCGCCAUCGCCCAGGAGGUGGCCGCCCUGUCCAGCGAGGUGGACGUCGUGCUGACGUCAGGCGGCGUGGGCCCCACCCUCGAUGACGUCACCAUGGAGGCCGUCGCGCAGGCGUUCGGCACCAACCUCAUCCGGUGGGUGCACAAAACCAGCGAUCGUGGCGCUCCCCGCGCAACACACCCCAACACAUUCCGCCUCUGA